Molecule: messenger RNA, 1691 nt
Organism: Spirometra erinaceieuropaei
Lineage: Eukaryota; Metazoa; Platyhelminthes; Cestoda; Diphyllobothriidea; Diphyllobothriidae
Source: the annotation of a GenBank genome assembly
AUGGGCUUUAGGGGUGGUCCGGGUGGCGACAAUCGUGGGAAAUUUCGGGGCGGGAGUGGAGGGUUUCGUGGUCGAGGGGGUUUCAGAGGUGGUCGUGGUGGCGGACAUGAGAGGUUCGAUCAGGGUCCCCCGGAGGAAGUUGUUGAAGUCGGCGAAAUGAUGCACACUUGCCAGGAAGACCUCGUUUGCUCUCUGACAAAUGAGAAAAUCCCCUAUUUCAACGCGCCGCUGUAUCUUGAAAACAAGGAACAAAUAGGCAAAAUUGAUGAGAUAUUUGGACCGAUAAAGAACUCCGUAUGUUUCGUGAUUCGAAUUAAUGUACUUGGUAGCUCUUUUCUGUUAAACUGUCGGACAACUUGAAGAGCAAAUCUUUUAAAACAGGCCUAAAGGUUUGUAUUUUUUCUGUAAAUGAUAUUGUUUAGCUCUACAUCGACCCUGCGAAACUACUUCCACUGGAGAGGUUUCUCCCGGGCGCCAGCCAACAAAGAGGUUUGUGCCUGUGUGCAUCACCUGUUCGUGUAUUUUUGCUUAUUGAAAACAUGGUAUUGUGAAGAGUGAUUAGCUGGUGACCGCAGUUAGCUCAUAAGUUAUGCCUGCCAGCGCGAAUAUAAACGAGAAGUGUUUUUCUUGGGUUAGCAUUGACCGAUAAGUGCAGUCUUCUCUUUUACUUUUCUUCCCUACGAAUUUUGAACAAUGUUGACAGUCUUAUCCACAAUCUCGGCGUCUUUACUAGUCCUAGGAUUCCGGCACACACGCAUUAUAUGCUUUUUUGUCAGUUGUUGCACAGCCCGAAUCUUGAACACUUGCAACCCUUGAUCGUCGUACUUCCCACCUCGGGGUUUCGGCUCCCCGGUCUGGUGUGAAAUAAUAUGACGCCAGAAGGCUGGGACCUACCGAUGGUAGGUGUCUAUGCUUUGGUGUUGUUUCGAGACUGCCGUGUUCCGAUUCUGGUUGCGGAUUUCCGUUCACCUUUGGAGUCUCUUGACACGAUAAGUUUCAUCAGAUGGAUUGUUCUUUUCACAUCUUACCAUUUUAUCCGAGACCUAAGAGUCGACAGACCGGUUUGCUAUGUAACCACAUGAACAGACGUCGCGAAGCGUGUUAACUAGCAUAACUUUCGGGUUAGGGGCAUAUUUCUCAUUUUACGAAUCGUAGGCGUUAACUGUCAUUUGAGUUGGAAAAUCUUGAUCAAAAAGAUCGAGAUUGACUAAAUUUUAGCCGUUAGUACUCGCAGGACUGCCGAAUAAGCCUAAUUUUCAGACUAAAAAAUUAGCGAGUAGCUGAAAUGGGAAUUCUUUCAAAACUCCACUUUUAUAGCGCGACGUUUAUCACGUUGACCCAUAAUGAAUUCGCCCUAAAACUGUUUUUUUUUACCCGUGUGGUAAUUUGCUCUCGUUUUUUUUAUUCCUACAGGCCGGGGAGGUCGAGGGGGUCGUGGCGAUUCCCGAGGGGGACGUGGUGGGAGAAGUUUUCGCGGGGGCGACCGCGGUGGCUUCCGUGGCGGUCGCGGGGGUGGUUUCCGCGGCGGUAGAGGCGGUGAUCGAGGCAACUUCCGAGGUGGUUUCCGAGGCGGGGAUCGUGGAAGCUUUCGUGGCGGACGUGGUGGGGAACGCGGAGGAUACGGUAAACGGGACUUUAAUUCCGACCACGCGGACAGUCCGUCGGGCAAGAAGAUCAAGUUUGACAGCUAA